Molecule: messenger RNA, 3943 nt
Organism: Pseudo-nitzschia multistriata
Lineage: Eukaryota; Bacillariophyta; Bacillariophyceae; Bacillariales; Bacillariaceae
Source: the annotation of a GenBank genome assembly
CAUUAUUCCACGACCUCAAAUUGGUUGUGUAAGGUAAGUACGCCAAAAUCAGCGCACAGUUGAAUUAUUGCCUCCUUGCCUGUUACAGUAAUCUUUAAUUUCACAUGAAUAAACAAAAUAAAGAUUGAACAUACCAUCGAAAAAGCAAAUCUGAUUAAAGUAAUUUCUCAAUCAAUCGCUUUCUUAUCUUUCAAUUGAAUCGAAAGACUAAAAGAGAGACAAAUCAAGAACAAAACUAAUCGGAGAUCUGAGCACGGCGGUCCUAAUAUUUGAUCACCAGUGAUGUCUUCGAACAGUACUGGUUUUGCGAUCCCGGAAACUUCAGGAUUCGCGAUCUCCCCUACAAACGCUGCUACUCCUUGUACGAAACCGCAGGAUCCUAAGGACGUUGGUGUGUUGUCAGCAUCAAGCAAAAACACCGCUGUGACUUCAACUCCAUCAACAUCGAAACUAGUAGCGACUAAAAACAAGCCAGCAAAAUUGACAUCGACUGUGGAAAUGAAAACAAAGAAUGAAACAUCGAGCGGAGCCGAAAGCAAGAAACCUUCAACAUCGAACCCCUCCAAAACCUCCUCCAACAAGAAAGAUGACAAACUGCAAUUAACUGUAAAAAAGGAGAAGACAUCCGCAGCACUUGUCAGUUCCACGACAUCGACCACAACGGAGGGUGAUGCUACGGGUUCCACUAAACUGCCAGUGCACCCUCAUGCUUCUUGGGGAGCAGAAGAUGCUAAUGGUGGUAUUGUCAAGCCUCAUGACCACGAUGUUCUUUCUGGACGAGGAAAUAGUGUCAAUCACCAUCCUGGGAACGAAUAUUUUCGUUCCCUGGUUCGACACCACAAAUUAGCUUACGUCCGGUGUCCCAAGCCACAAAAAGAACAGUUUUCCAAGCUGAUUGUUUCCACCGUUCGCGAUCGGGAGCCUCCUGGGCGCUUUCUGAAGCAAAAUCCUUCCACAAAGCUCUGGUACAACAUAGGUACCCAGAAGGCCCUUGACAAGACCCGCCAGGCACUCAGGGAGGGGGCCCCUGCCACCGUAGCGGGUCUCAUGCUCUCACAGGGCCUGACGCCAUCUGCGGCUGCUGCAGCAGGUCUGACCCCAUCGCAAGCUGUCAGCAGCAUGUCUGGAGAGGGUGAGAUGGGAAACAAAGGUUCUGCAUCUACCGGUGGGACCAAUCCCUUUUUGAAUCAUUCUCACCACGCCGCUGCACAUCAUGCGGCAGCAGCUGCCGCUGUCGCCAAUCAGCAACAAGCACAUCAGCAGCAUCAACAACAUGCUGCCAUGGCAGCCGCCGCCCAUAGCCGAUUGGUUAACAGUCAGUAUUACAACGCUGCGGCCGCCGCUGCAGCGGCUGGAAAUUAUACCAAUUCCCCGAAAGUGGCACCUCCCAUGCCACCAUCAUCUGUUGCAUCUUCCGGAACCGCCAUAUUGGAAGGAGCCGGCAAUACUAGCGAUAACAAAUCUUCGACGAAAAAGACGCCACCUCCACCGCAAUCCCCAACACAUGGUGCUAUCAAUCCUCACCAGCAACCGCCUCCUUCUAAUCCCUAUCCUCCCUCCGCAAACUCAGAUGAGGCAUUGAAGUACCAAGCUGCCCAGGUAAUCCGAAUGGCAUCUGCUGCAACUGCAGGAAAUAACACUCCUACUAACAAUAAAACCAAUGGGAAUGGCAAUCCUAGCAAUCCACCUGGAAGCUUUGCUAAUUCUGCGGCCUUAGCUGCUGCGGCCGGAACCUUUAAUCCGGUCCUCCUGGAACACAUCAUGGCUCAACACGCUCGGGGUACUGGAGGAGCAGGUAGCAAUUUGCCACCUCCUGGUGGAGGAGGAAUGGAUUGGAAUGCUGGAAGGCAGGCGCCUACCCCAGCAGGACGUGGCGGAGAUUAUCCUGGGCAAUAUUUGGCGUAUCCACCACCACCGCCGCCACCAUCGAGCAGUGGCCAACACGAGGACGCAUAUACCAAAAGUCAGCGCCAAGAAGCAUAUAUUGCCCACCUUCAGGAACGUAUCCAACAACAAGAACGACAAUUGCUGACUCUAUGCUCCCAUAUUCUGCUUUCGCCCUCCGGAGCACCACCCAUGGCCAACGCCAAUCCCAACAACGGAAAUAGUAGUGUGGGCGGUACCAACGGCAAUUCUCAUCACGGAGGUAUUUCUCAUCCACAGUUUGCAGCAGCUGCCAAAAUGAAUGCUGCAGCUGCCGUCGCCAAUAUCAAUGCUACAACUUCUGCAGUCAAGGAACUUCAAAACUAUGCGCAAAACAACCAAAACACUCCCAAUGCAACAGCUAGUGCGAGCGCAAUGAUAGCGAGAGAACGAGCGAACGAACACAAUGCUGUCCACCGCCACGCCGCAGCAAUUGCAGCAGCAGCUGCUGCUUCCAACGCAGGCAAAGCCGGGGUUGGUGUUGCUCCCCACCUGCCCGUGUCAUAUGUGGUCAGUCAACCCCCUUCUUCGAGCGUGACAGUCAGUUCUUCCCCAACCGUCACACCUACCACUGCUGGCACAAGUGCCGCGACCAGUAACUCCUCAACGGUUCCUGCGCCUUCCAACAGUAGUAAGAAAAACACCCAAAGCAGCAGUCUUAAAAUGAAUAAGGAGAAGAAGAGCGGUGGAUCAGCAGCCACAGUAGUGACGAAGACUAAACCUGCUUCAGAGAAAUCGAAUCAACCAACGGAUGACGGGGAUGCUGUAGCAGCGUUGCUGGCUCUCGGAAUUGGUGGGAAAUCCCCUUCUUCGUCAUCACCGGUAGGAGCAAGUGCUCUUUCAUCUAGGGGAGCUGGAGCCACGUUGACAGGUGGAGAUAAGACAGCAGAUGAGGCAUUUUCGGCUUCGGCUUCUAAAAAGAAAAGAAAAAUGUCAGGUGGACGGCGGAGUCUGCCCAUCAAAAAGAAGCAAAUCCAGCAACAACAGGAAAUCAAUAAGAACAAUAAUAAUAACGCAGGUGGCAGUUUCUUGGGGCCAACACCACCGCAGCAGCAACAACAUAAACAGCAGCAGCAAAACGGUGCUACAAUACCACCGACAAUGAAUUCCAUUAUACUUGCCCAGAACCGUGGUGCAGUUAUUCCAAAAGCUGCCGACAUGGCUCCGGCACCGGAACUUUAUCUCUAUGGAGAGACGCCAAUUCAUGAACCACAUGUGCAUGUAAGUCCUCGAUUAGAUCUCUAUACCGUGUCAUUCCUCAUGUUCUAAGUUUUGAAUCUGCGUUUUGCUUUGCCAUUAACAAAAUCUCAUUUCAUUUAAUCAUUUGUUGCUCGAUUUUCGUUCUUCCUCCGAACAAAAGGACGUCCUUUGUGGCCGUGGAGCUUUGACAAACGAACACCCAGGCAACGAGUGGUUCAGAAGAUUGGUUCGCAGCAAUCGGCAGCUUUACAGGAGCUGUCCCAAGCAUACCAAGCUGUUAGUCGCGAAGGCGAUCGUGCAAGCGGUACAGCGAACACAAAGGAAUCCACCGGGGAGAUUUCUAGAAAAGACGAAAACUGCGGAUGGAUCUGUGAGCAACACAUGGACACCAAUCACGUAUAAGAGCGCUGUUGAGAAGGCUUCCCAGGCCUUACGAGAGAAGGUAACGCCAAACUGGGGAGCUCCACCAUCAAACUUCCCUCUUUCCAAGGCUCUGGAAGCAGCGAGAGCAGUGGCAUAUCUUGAGAAAGAGUAUCCAUCAGGGGACGGGUUUGGUGGGACAAAUCUAUUGGCCUUAAUAAUGGCUGUGGUGCAAUCAGCUGGUCUAGAUUAGUACGUUAAUUUAUGUUGGGCGGGAACUGGAGCCAUUCAUUUAAUGGAGAAACUAUCACUUAUUAUUUGAAAAGUGGAUUUUCGCCAUUCGGUAUGGUUAUGUUAAUGAUCUGGAAUUUCGAGUUUUGUGAAGAACAGAAAUACAACAUUGAUAAAAUACAAAAUAGGAUAUCAAUAAGAAUCAAACGAAUAUAAACAAGUCCUGAUU